AUGCUAAUAAUUAACACGGAGCAUUACGUCAGAGGCUUGGCAGCACAAGGAAGCACAAAAAUAGAGAAUGGAGUUGGGGAGCAGAUCGUAUUGCUUAUCCUACCGGAGACGACUGACCGGGGAUCAGGGAAUUUUGUUUUUAGGGAGAAAAAGAUCCAAGAGGUCAAUCUGAACAACGCCUGCCCGUUCUGGACAGACCACAGUCAGUGUGGACUCAAAUACUGUGCUGUGAAACCAUGCACACCGGGUGAAGUACCAGAGGGCCUUAAAUCCAGCAGUUAUAAGUAUUCAGAAGCAGCCAGUCAGGAUAUAGAGGAGUGUGAGAAGGCAGAGAAACUUGGAGCCAUCAAUGGUUCUCUAAGUGAUGAGACACGUCAGGCUCUUCAGGAGUGGAAGAAGCACGAUGAUGAAUCGGACCGUUUCUGCAUGUUGGACGAUGAGGACUCGCCUGAAUCACAGUAUGUCGACCUCCUGCUCAACCCUGAACGUUUCACUGGCUAUAAAGGACCAGAGGCCUGGCGGAUCUGGAACAGCAUCUAUGAGGAGAACUGCUUCAAACCGUAUUCAGUUAAACGACCACUGAAUCCUUUGGCGUCUAACAGCGGAGACGACGGGCAAGGCUUCUACCGCUGGCUAGAAGGCUUGUGUGUGGAGAAACGAGCGUUCUUCAGGCUGAUCUCAGGACUGCAUGCCAGUAUAAACAUACACCUGAGCGCCAGGUACCUACUAGACGAAAACUGGUUCGAAAUGAAGUGGGGUCACAACGUCUCCGAGUUCCAGCUGAGGUUUGACGAGGAGCUGACAGAAGGGGAGGGGCCAAAGAGACUACGCAACCUCUACUACCUGUACCUCAUUGAGCUGCGUGCUCUGGCAAAAAUACUGCCUUAUUUUGAACGUCCUGCCUUCCAUUUGUACACUGGCCAACGCACUCAAGACAACGAGAACAAGAAACUGCUUCUAGAGCUCCUCCAUUUGGCCAAAUCCUUUCCAUUGCAUUUUGAUGAGACUGCUCUGUUUGCUGGAAAUAAUAAGGAAGCUAUGAAACUGAAAGAAGACUUCAAGCUGACUUUUAAGAACAUCUCACGCAUCAUGGACUGUGUUGAGUGUUUUAAAUGCAGACUUUGGGGCAAAUUGCAGACUCAGGGCUUGGGAAGUGCACUGAAAAUCCUGUUCUCAGAAAGGCAAAUCGAGGCAAUGCCCAACACAAGCAACACCAAUCCAUCAUUUCAGCUCAGCCGGCAGGAAAUUGUGUCUUUGUUCAAUGCUUUUGGAAGGAUCUCCACAAGUGUCAGAGAGCUGGAGAACUUUCGGUCGCUGUUGUCAAAUCUCAAACAGUGACAGUAAAAAAAUCCCUCGUUCAGCCACAGUCAAGAAUCUGACAUGCAUAACACAACAGGACAGAUUUGUUUUGGGUUGUUAAAUUACGGUUUUCAGAAUGUUUUAUACCAAUUGUUUCUAGAUACAGUUUAACAGCACUGCACAGUUUUAUCCCUUAAGAAUUGAGCACCUUAGUCACAAAACUGUAUGUUAGGGCUAUAUUUUGCACUAUUACAUGUCUCUUACAAAAAUGUAUUUCACAUGUUAAAUGUAUAAAAAAAACGGAAUAAGUGACCAAAAAUUAACGUAGCUUCUCGGGAAUUAAAUGGAGAUACAUAAAUAUACUUCAAAUGGUUUACAAGAGGGACAUAAACCACUUGAUUUGUGUAUUUUGCAUAUAUAAAGCCAAGUUUUCAUUUCUUUAUAGGUGUAAUAUAUUUUUAAAAAUAUGAGUUAAAUUAAGCGUUGUAGUUUUUGAAUACGUGCCUCAGCACCUAGAU
Sinocyclocheilus rhinocerous is the source of this 1817-nucleotide messenger RNA. Its product is annotated as ERO1-like protein alpha. Gene Ontology annotation, molecular function: protein-disulfide reductase activity; thiol oxidase activity; FAD binding. Lineage: Eukaryota; Metazoa; Chordata; Actinopteri; Cypriniformes; Cyprinidae. The record is from RefSeq and is a predicted model, not a curated record. Bases 1 to 1338 code for a protein of 445 amino acids. Gene Ontology annotation, cellular component: endoplasmic reticulum membrane; endoplasmic reticulum. The transcript is spliced from 15 exons. Gene Ontology annotation, biological process: protein folding in endoplasmic reticulum.